GCCCUAACAGCCAUAGCUAUUAUGGGAGUCCAACAUUUGGGUCUAACAUGUCAUAUCCUGGUAGCCCAUUGGCUCAUCAUGCUAUGCAAAAUUCUCUUAUGUCACCUUGUAGCCCUAUGAGACGAGGUGAAGUUAAUAUGCGCUAUCCCUCUGCAACAAGAAACUACUCUGGAGGGGUUAUGGGUUCUUGGCACAUGGAUGCUAGUUUGGAUGAAGGCUUUGGAUCUUCAUUGCUUGAAGAGUUUAAAAGUAACAAAACAAGAGGGUUUGAACUUUCUGAAAUAGCUGGACAUGUUGUGGAGUUCAGUGCGGAUCAAUAUGGGAGCCGGUUUAUUCAGCAGAAACUCGAGACAGCAACAACUGAUGAGAAAAACAUGGUUUAUGAGGAGAUCAUGCCACAUGCUCUCGCCCUGAUGACAGAUGUUUUUGGAAACUAUGUGAUUCAGAAGUUCUUUGAGCAUGGACUCCCGCCUCAGAGGAGAGAAUUGGGAGAUAAACUCUUUGAAAAUGUUUUGCCUCUUAGCUUACAGAUGUAUGGUUGUCGUGUUAUCCAGAAGGCAAUUGAAGUGGUUGAUCUAGACCAGAAAAUCAAAAUGGUGAAAGAACUUGAUGGACAUGUGAUGCGAUGUGUACGCGACCAGAAUGGGAACCAUGUGGUUCAAAAGUGCAUCGAAUGUGUGCCUGAAGAAAACAUCGAAUUCAUUAUUUCGACUUUCUUUGGCCAUGUUGUGAGCCUCUCUACUCACCCAUACGGGUGCCGAGUUAUCCAGAGGGUAUUGGAGCACUGCCAUGACCCGGAUACACAGAGUAAGGUUAUGGAAGAGAUCCUGUCCACUGUUAGUAUGCUGGCCCAAGAUCAGUAUGGAAACUAUGUUGUUCAGCAUGUACUGGAGCACGGAAAGCCUGAUGAGCGCACUGUGAUAAUCAAAGAAUUAGCAGGGAAGAUCGUUCAGAUGAGCCAGCAGAAGUUUGCAUCAAACGUUGUUGAGAAAUGUUUGACUUUUGGAGGUCCUGAGGAACGGGAAUUGCUAGUGAAUGAGAUGCUGGGCACAACUGAUGAAAACGAGCCUCUUCAGGCGAUGAUGAAGGAUCAGUUUGCAAACUAUGUAGUGCAGAAAGUUUUGGAGACAUGCGAUGACCAACAGCGUGAGCUGAUACUUACUCGUAUUAAAGUGCAUCUUAAUGCUCUGAAGAAGUACACUUAUGGAAAGCAUGUCGUUGCACGUAUUGAAAAGCUCGUUGCUGCUGGAGAGAGGAGAAUGGCUUUGCAGUCCCUAACCCAGCCUCAGAUGUCGUAAGGCCGCAAGUGUUGUACAGCUUAACUAGGGUGGAUGGCUCUGCCAUUGCGUUUUGAGAAUUAGGUAAGAUCUAAACCGGAAAUAAUCUUGUGGGAAACUUGUGAAGGAGAGAGCUUUGUUUUCUCUGCAAAAAUCUGUAAAAUUGUGUAGUUGCUUAAGGUUUUUCUAUACAUAGAACCAAACACAUCCCUCUUUAGGCUGAUGAGUGAGAGAAAAAGGCAGAGAAUGGUGUAAAGAUGGGUUGAGGAUUUUAGGAUUUCCUUCACACAAAAGAGAAUGGCUGUUUCAUUGCCAAAUGUGUAGAAGUGAGAAUAUGUUCAUGCUUUUAGGACAAUCCCAGUUUUUAGAGUUUCUUUUUUCUCCAUCUAUGUAAUUUGCUUCAUCAAACUCUUGUUUCUUAUUUCACGAGGAAUUCUUUUGUUUCUGGAAUUUGCGAUCUUGUUGUUAAUAUCGAUCAUGUUGUUUGGCAUA
Molecule: messenger RNA, 1769 nt
Organism: Capsella rubella
Lineage: Eukaryota; Viridiplantae; Streptophyta; Magnoliopsida; Brassicales; Brassicaceae
Product: pumilio homolog 2
Exons: 8
Coding region: 48-1298 (416 amino acids)
Biological process (GO): post-transcriptional regulation of gene expression
Cellular component (GO): cytoplasm
Molecular function (GO): mRNA binding
Source: RefSeq, a predicted model, not a curated record